UGACACAUAAGGCUCUUUGCUGCCUCUAGCGGCGACACAUAGAAUUACAACGGUUUUACUUCCUGCUUCUGAGUCCUAGGGUGGGACAGCGGAAGUGUCGGAGCAGCAUCGCCGGUGGGUAGUGAUCGUCUUCUGCUACGUUACCGCAAUCAUGCCGGCCUACCACUCCACAUUAAUGGAACCAGACACCAAACUUAUUGGAAACAUGGCAUUGCUGCCCAUCAGAAGCCAGUUUAAAGGGCCUGCCCCCAAAGAAACAAAAGACACGGAUAUUAUUGAGGAAGCUAUUUAUUAUUUCAAGGCCAAUGUAUUCUUUAAAAAUUAUGAAAUCAAGAAUGAAGCUGACCGGACCUUGAUAUAUAUCACCCUUUAUAUUUCUGAGUGCUUGAAAAAGUUGCAGAAGUGCAAUUCUAGAGGACAAGGAGAAAAGGAAAUGUACACUCUAGGAAUAACCAACUUCCCCAUUCCAGGAGAACCAGGGUUCCCCCUUAAUGCCAUGUAUGUGAAACCUUCCAACAAACAGGAAGACGAGGUGAUGAGGGCCUACUUGCAGCAACUGAGGCAGGAGACUGGCUUGAGACUGUGUGAAAAGGUGUUUGACCCUCAGACAGACAAGCCCAGCAAGUGGUGGAUGUGCUUUGCAAAGAAACAGUUCAUGAACAAAUCUCUGUCUGCUCCUGGGCAAUAAGGAAAGAAGACAAAGAACAUUGAAAUAGUUGUCUUAUUUUGUUUCAAUUUGGAAAUAAAGUUUUAUACUGUGUUGUAAUAUGGCCAGCUGCAGCCAAACAAGGCAAGAAAACUCCGGCAUUUUGGGGCGAAUAUUCAGUGUUAAGCUGGUGCUUAAUAAAAGUGAGAAAUCCUUUC
This is a messenger RNA of Hyla sarda, 864 nucleotides long. RefSeq names its product actin related protein 2/3 complex subunit 3 (gene ARPC3). Gene Ontology annotation, cellular component: Arp2/3 protein complex; cytoskeleton. The record is from RefSeq and is a predicted model, not a curated record. Bases 152 to 688 code for a protein of 178 amino acids. The transcript has 7 exons. Gene Ontology annotation, biological process: Arp2/3 complex-mediated actin nucleation; regulation of actin filament polymerization. Gene Ontology annotation, molecular function: actin filament binding. Lineage: Eukaryota; Metazoa; Chordata; Amphibia; Anura; Hylidae.